AUGGCCAGAGAAGAGCCAAUUUCUGAGUUUACGUACGAGUAUGAGGCUGAAAUUGAUGUUAGUUUUUUGGACUUGUUCCCGGCGGAGUUCCUGCGCAAUCUCGUCACAAACACCAGCCUGCCUUUGACUCUGAACAACAACACACACAUCACAGACAUCGACAUGACUACUGAUAUAAAUGAAUGUCUGUUCUGUCCAUCUGUAUGUGGUCCAAAUUCCACUUGCACAAAUCAGUUGGGAAGUUACAAUUGCUCAUGUCUGGAUGGAUUCACUGCAACAAACUCAAGUCUCCCCAUCAGCAUCAAUAAUAUUUGUACAGAUGUAAAUGAAUGUCUCAAGACAUCAGAGUUCUGUGGUCCAAACUCUAAUUGCACCAACUCAGUUGGGAGUUACAACUGUUCCUGCUUGAGUGGAUUUACUGUAACAAAUAGCAGUGAACCAGUCAGCGCCAGUAACCCAUGCAAUGAUAUAAAUGAAUGUCAGUUCAUUCCAUCUGUAUGUGGUCCAAAUUCUGAAUGCACAAAUCAGUUGGGAAGUUACAACUGUUCCUGCUUGAGUGGAUUUACUGUAACAAAUAGCAGUGAACCAGUCAGCGCCAGUAACCCAUGCAAUGGUUUUGACUGUAAAAAUGAAGAACUUGGAGCUGGAAAAACAAAUGACGUGAAGACAGGAGUCUGUGGAACUGGCACCAAAGGCACCAAAACUUUCAGAUGUGAAUCAAAUGCUUGGACACCAUUUGAGGACAACUGUGUACUUGAAGUUAUCGACAACCUUAAAAACAAACUUGAGUCCUUGCGUGUGGAGGAGAUUCCAGGGUUUAUGGCUAACCUCAGCAUUGCCACAUCAGAGAAUAAUUUUAAUAUAACACAGUCUGCUGCUACUGUCAGAGCAAUUGUUGACAUACUCUUUAAAAUUGCUAAUUUGUCACAAACUAUUGUCAUCAAAAAACCAGUGAUGGAGAGUUUCCUAAACACAGUGGACAUUAUUGUAUCAGGCAAUGUCAGUAAUACAUGGAACAAACUGAACAAAGGCAACAACACAGGAGACACCAGCAUUAAACUUCUGAGUGCUAUUGAGAAUAUAAGUGACCGUCUCAGAGAUGAGUUUAAUAUCUAUGAAACAUCCAUUCAGCUGAAUAGAACUACAUUUAACAACUCAUUCACUUUAACCUCAGCACUGCCAAACUCAACAACAGAGAUUGUAUUACCACUGGUUCCUCAUGAGACUACCAUUACCAUCAUAAUCUUCACAACUCUUGACAAAGUCCUACCUUCUCAAGGUACUAAUGACAGCAGGAAAUCAGAUGUGCGCAUCAAUGGAGAUGUGGUUGUUGUUAAGGUUAAUGAGACUCUCAACAAUAUUUCUUUGACAUUUGACAUUACUAAUCAGUCUUUGGGAAAUCCUCAGUGUGUCUUUUGGAACUUUAAACUCAACACAUGGGAUUCCACUGGAUGUGAAGUAAAGCGGAACAGCACUGGUAACAUUACAUGUGAAUGUAACCACACAACCUCCUUUUCAAUCCUAAUGUCACCGUUUUCCAUUGAUAACAUAGCCUUAGCCUAUAUAACUUACAUUGGCGUAGCUAUUUCGAUGGCCAGCUUGAUUAUUUGUCUGAUUAUUGAGGCUAUUGUAUGGAAGUCAGUAAGAAGAAAUGACACGUCCUACAUGCGGCACGUCUCCAUAGUCAACAUUGCCGUGUCCCUGCUGAUCGCAAACAUCUGUUUUAUCAUUGGAGCUGCGAUCGCAGAACAAGAAAAGCCAACCUCAGUGGGUCGCUGCAGUCCAGUGGUUUUCUUCAUGCACUUUUUUUACUUGGCUCUUUUCUUCUGGAUGUUAAUGUCAGCACUGUUGCUCUUUUAUCGUACAGUUAUGGUCUUGUCUCAAAUGUCAAGGGCCAAAAUGAUGGUCAUUGCCUUCAUAGCCGGUUAUGGUGCACCUUUGCUCAUAGCGGUUAUUACUGUAGCAUCAACAGCUGGACCUCAAAAUUAUAUUUCCAAACAAAAUGCAUGCUGGCUGAACUGGUAUGAAUCAAAGGCACUGCUGGCAUUUGUGAUUCCAGCUCUCACUAUUGUAGCCAUAAACCUUGUGGUUUUGAUUGUGGUUCUGUACAAGAUGUUGAGGAGAGGAGUUGGUGGCACAACUCAACCAGAUGAGAAACAUGCCCUGGUGGUCAUUGCCAGAUGUGUGGCCAUUUUGACUCCUAUCUUUGGUCUAACAUGGGGAUUUGGAAUUGGAACCAUGGUGUCACAGGAUUUAGGCAUUCAUGUGGUGUUUGCACUCCUCAAUUCACUGCAGGGAUUCUUUAUUUUGGUGUUUGGAACGCUUCUAGACAGUAAGGUUCGUGAGUCUCUACCAGGAAAACAGUUGCUACAGAAACUCAGUUCCAGUCGUACCAAGAGCACCAGUGCUGGAUCAUCAUCUGCAUCUAGACUGCCUUUCUUGCAAAGGAACGGACGGAGACAUGUGCUCAACGUAUCUGAAACCAACCCUUCCUCGGCAGUUACAUCUUCAGACAGCUCCAAUGGCUCAUACGCUGUUAUGGACACUUAG
Carassius gibelio (silver crucian carp) is the source of this 2550-nucleotide messenger RNA. Its product is annotated as adhesion G protein-coupled receptor F4-like. The transcript is spliced from 12 exons. Gene Ontology annotation, biological process: cell surface receptor signaling pathway; G protein-coupled receptor signaling pathway. Lineage: Eukaryota; Metazoa; Chordata; Actinopteri; Cypriniformes; Cyprinidae. The record is from RefSeq and is a predicted model, not a curated record. Gene Ontology annotation, cellular component: membrane. Gene Ontology annotation, molecular function: calcium ion binding; G protein-coupled receptor activity. The coding region runs from base 1 to 2550 and encodes 849 amino acids.